Homarus americanus (American lobster) is the source of this 7144-nucleotide messenger RNA. RefSeq lists its product as uncharacterized. The record is from RefSeq and is a predicted model, not a curated record. The coding region runs from base 131 to 2167 and encodes 678 amino acids. Lineage: Eukaryota; Metazoa; Arthropoda; Malacostraca; Decapoda; Nephropidae. The transcript is spliced from 17 exons. Gene Ontology annotation, molecular function: molecular adaptor activity. Gene Ontology annotation, cellular component: cytoplasm; nucleus.
UAGACAGCUUAGUUGUAAAUCUGAACACUAUAGAGCUUAAGCGUUAUAAACCGUACAGUAAGUUAGUGAAGAGUUACACAUCUGUCCCAGCUUCACUCUGAGCUGUGUUUACAUCUUCACCAGGGUUACCAUGUUUGGUCAAGAGGUAGAGAGAAUCAUCGGUGGUCUCUGUGCAGCUCAGAAGCUGGAACGUGACCGGGCAGUUGCUGAUCUAAAUGUUAAGAUUAAAAACUUUUCACCGGAACUUAUUCAGAGUUUACAGAAGGCUCUGUUGAGUAUUGUUUCAGAUUCUGCAAGUCCAUGGGAGAGCAAACAUGGUUCUCUGUUAGGACUACGGGUGCUGGUGUUGAUGUCUGAGGUGGAGUUGGAGAAUGAAGAUCAGUUGGAAGUACAACAGGCAGCACUUAAAGUCCUCACUGACCAGGAAGUGAGAGUCAGACAGGCUGCAGGAGAAGUAUUAGGCUCUCUCUGUCAGAAAGAUGGAGGUGCCACAUUUGUCUCUUGUCGAUCACAUGUUCUGGAGUUGGUGCGAAGUAAUUUGGACCGGGAGAUGACCGAUGAUGAAGCUUCAAGAAAUGAGCACGAGAGCACUAGACAGUUAAUGGAGAAGCUGUCUGCUGGAACCCGAGAAAGAAGAAAUAGCGGCGAUGCUGCACAGAUAUUUCACGACACUGCCGGCUGGAGAAACUUGGAGACGAGCAUGAAGUGUCUUGAGCACAUGAUUGCCGGAGCUGGACUGAAGUUUCUCGCUUAUAUUGACCAAGAUCUGUUGGACUUAAUCUUUGAAGCUUUGACUCACACCAACCGCUUUGUGAGGGAGACGGGCUUCAACGUGUGCGGUGCUCUCGUGUCCUGUGGGGCUUAUGAAGGGGCUGAGUUACUGGAGUCGAACCCGAUGUUUACAUAUGGCGACCAACUAUCACGUCAGCUAGGCCAGGGAUUGGCUGAUAACUGGAGUCAGGUGCGGUUGGCAUCGUCAGUGGCGACUCGCAAGUUCCUCGUGUCCCUUCCACCGGCAGCCAGAGAACGCUUCUUCUCAGUAUUAUUACCUCGGCUCUGUCUCAAUAGAUAUUAUGUUGCUGAGGGAGUGAGACUGUACUCACAGGAAACAUGGAGACAAGUGGCUGGGUCAGAAGGGAAGGCUCUGGUGGAGAAAUACAUAGAUUCAGUGGUGUCUUAUUACAUAGAAGCAACAGCAGCAGAUAACCAUGCUGUACGUGAGGCAGCUUGUGCAUGUAUAGCAGAGUUGGCUCUUAAGAUUGCAACUGAUUCUGUGAGGGUCCACGUACCUGACUUACUACAUUCUCUCACUGUCUGCUUCAAUGAUGACUCCUGGCCAGUCAGAGAUGCUGCGUGUGUAGCGUGUGGCAACUUCAUCCUCUGUUUCCCUGAAGAAGCCCAAGGCACCAUGGAGGAACUCUACCCACUCUUCUUUACCAAUCUCCAGGAUAACAUUCCUUCAGUUCGCCAGGGAGCAGCCAUUGCCAUUGCUAACAUUGUACGAGCUUAUGGAAAGGACGUUUUACCCAUGAUUAUUGAGAAGAUGAAAGAGGGACUGAAAGGAGUGGAGAAUCAACCCUCGGAGACUGAGAGGUACGGUGACCUGGAGAGUGGCCCGGCUAUGUAUGGUGUUGUCAAGCGCAAGAGGGACAAUGACAUGGAUCUUCACUCAAAUAAACAGAUGUUUUCCUGUGGUUCAUUAGCACCCAAGAUGGGGCGAGGUGGAGGUGGGUGCUCAGACUGUAGAUACCGACGUCCACCACAACUCUGGGAGAGAGCUGAUGGGUAUGUGUAUUUAAUAAAUGAAUUAGCCGGAGUUCCUCAUGCAGCAGCCGAAGUCACCACCUGUUUGCCAAUCUUAGCUGAAGCUGUGCGACAUAAACAUUAUGCUGCACAUAUCACUCUUCUGGAGACUUUGUGUAAGACUCUCUCACAUCUUGCCAAGGGACUAGGCAAGCGAGUCUUUAAAGGUCAUCUCUAUCUGUUUCUGGAUGCUAUCUUCUAUGCUUUGGAGUGUGAAAAUGCCCUGACAUCUUCUGCAGCAAGUCAGUGUUUGACCCAGCUGUCGCAGUUUCUUGGCCCGAAUAUUCUCAGAGGUCGCGUUGAAGAGCAUAAUCCCAGUUACCUGAAGGCCUUGGAUGCUAACAGGUUCAUAGCUCCACUGUGAUGGUUGAGCCUCAGUGUGAUGGCAGUUGUGGCUGGUGGCUGAUCUUCCCCUCCCCCCCCACCCCCACCCCCCCUCCCACCAUAUCCAAGUCAAUAAGCUUCAUAUGUUUCUAUAAUGAGCUACAGUGAUGUCAGAUCAGUGUGUUAGUGAGGAACAUAGCUGUGAUUGUGAUGUGUUUUUAUUUGUAAUUUGUGUUGUUGUUUUGUUUUAAUAUGAUACCAUUUGGUUAAAGCUUCAUUAAGGUUAUUCUCUACCACUAUUUAUAAAACAAUUUGUCAUUAGAUACUUGGUCGUGAUUGGCUAAUUCUUCCUACUUCUGUGGCCUUGCAAACACACAGAUAUGUUUCCAUGUGUGGUAAUCCCUGUGUGUCUUGAGACGGUUGUGUGGCUGUGGGAGAGAGACUGUACGGUAACUUUUUGUUGUUGUAGUGAAUCAAUAUUUUUUGAUCUAGUUAUAUGUCUUAGAAUUUUUUACCAUUAUGUAAAAGAUCCAGUUUGUUGCAGUUAAAAGAAUUUUAUAGAAUUUUUUUAUAUAAAAUUAGGUUUUGGUUUAAUUUUGUGAAAAUUUGGGUUAUUAUUUCACUGGCAUAUCUAAAUUUGUUUUGGUUUAUCCAGGUGAAAAGAAAUGGAUAAGAUUUUCUAGAAUAAUAUUUUUUAAAAAAGAUUUUCAUUUGUCCCAGUGGGAAAACUUGGAUCAUAGUUGGUAAGAAAUCUCAUGCCCUUCUCAUCUGCUCAUUGGUGCUGUGUGGCAACACCAUAAAUAUUUAUACAUGUGUAUAAGAGGUCAGUUUAGGCUCUAGUACUCUUUAUCCUGUUAUUGUGAAUCAUCCUCUAUUUGACAUUUGACUAAAACCACAGCAGCUAAUUUUGAUAGAUUUUUUUCCACAAAUGUGAGCCUUUCCUGUAUGGCACAGGGUGUCUGGAGUCAAGUAGAAACAUCCUGCAGUUUGCUUAUUAUCAUCAAAUGACCAUAUUAGAAUAAUAUACAGUCAUUAAUUUAUUCUAAAACAGUACAAGUUGAUAUGGUGUUACUCUCUGUUUACAUUAUACUUGUUAUUACGUGGUGGUAAGAAGUGUUGCCGGAGAACAGCACAAAAUUAUGGUAGUCUCCCCGUUAGGCAGAAUCCCUGAUCCCCAGAACUCUUCGGUAACUGGAAUGGAAAUCGGGCCAGAAAAUUUCCAUAAAAAAAUUCUCCAUUCCUCGUCUGCGAACGAGCUUUCGAGGAUGAAAGUCGGGCGCAUUUUCCUAAAAAUUCCAAGAGAGUUCUGAGAAAAUCUCUCCAAAUCUCCCCAUUCUGGGCCUGGGAUAAAUUUUUUGGGAGUCCCAAGAGAUUGCAUCAUGAUCCAACGCAUCCCCACGUGCCAGGCGCGUGGGUGGCCUACCGAUCCAAGCAACUUGGGUCGUUUAGUUCAUACUCUGCUGCCAUUGUAGAAGGUUGUUCCCUCGCUAGCUAGACAUUCUGCAUUUAAAGAAACUAGAGAAGUAAAGUAUUUUGAUAGUAUUUCAUGACAAAAGAAGCCAGUAUUAAAGAAAAGUAAUAAUAAUACUGUAUUGGUAUUAGGGCAGGAUAUAAAAUUUUAGACGACAAAAAUAUAUGUAAACAAGAAACUUCUUUUUGUACAGUUUUGCUUUUUUUAAAUUGUUACCAUCCUAAAUGUAACUCACUGUACAGUAUAGGAGAGAGUCACAUAUGUUUGGGAACAUUUUUAUAUUUUAUUUUCACAUGCAUGGCAAGCUUCCUCACUCAUGUCUUAACAUUUCCACUACAUUUUUAAUAACCUUUCACCUCUGUGUCAUUUAUCAAAAAGCCUUCCUGUGUCUUCCCUAUAUAUGUGAUUGAUCUGUAAAUGCAUCACAUGCUCUCUGUGUUCUAGUCUUCACAGUCUGUGGUAGUUCAUUUUUGAAGCCUGAGAGAAUUGGGAAUAUGAAAAAUUUUAAAGACACCAUUAAUUUUUUUUUUAUAUAAUUUUAAACAUUCUUAUUUUUAAUCUUUCAGUAAGUUUUGUUGCAUAGGAUAGCCAUGAUAUGAAUGUUGAUAAAUCUUCAUUCUCAUGAUCAUUACCCAGUAUACUAGUUUAUCCUUGUUAGUGUGAGGACAAUAGUAAUUUUAUAUGGGAUGGCUUAAGUAAUGUUCUACUGAGAUUCUUCAUUCAUGAGAACACUUGAUACUGUAUUGUGUAUUACAUUCCAGGUACAGAACGUAGCUCAGUCUCUUGAUGACAGUAUUUGAUCAACUUGCUUUUUUCUCAAAUAUGUUCGUCUGUAAACAGUUUUGUUAUCCUAUAUACAUUGUAUUCUAGUAUAAAUUGUUCUUUCUCUAAACAAUUGUCAUCAUCAACAUAUGUUUGCAUAGUUGUGGUGUAUCACAAAGUAGUUCUUGCACAAAAGGCCAAACUCUUCAUGCUAGAUGAUCAGAGAGGUACAGUAUAUGAUUAGGAAAUAUACAGUACAGUAUAUUCUUUAUAUCCCCUCUACUUAUUUGUGAUUGUAAAAUUAUAUAUACUACUCACAACAUAACAGUUUGAAUAGAUCCUCCCCCCCUCCCCCACAUAGACAUCUGUUGCUUGACUGUCUUAAUGCACUAGAUACAAGUAGGAAGGCUAAUUUUGUAAUAGAAGUACAGGUACAGGGUCCAUUGUCAGUAGAAUGGUGCUCCACUUAUAUUAUCUGUGUAAAUAACUUAACAAGAAAACAAUUAUAAAGACAGAAUUCUACUGUAGUGUAUAGUUGUACAUAAAUUUCUCUCAGUUCUGUGAUAAACUGAUGUCCCAAAGAGUUUUGUAAAUUUGAAUUGUAAACCGUGGUACAAUUAGAAUUUCUUGUCCAUAUUUCUCAUCUUUUCACACUUCCAUACCCAUUUUAUUUGCCGCCAUUGUCAUAGUAGUAUAAAGUUUUUUCUCAUUUGUUGGACAAAAACUGUGUGAAGAGAACAAUUUGAGUGAACUGAAGACUGAAUUAUUAUAUGUAUUAUGUAUUUGUUAUUAUGUAUUGUAUUAUGGUGUAACAUCAUCAGGAUAAUACAUAGGAGUGUUCUAUAUUUCCAGCCAAGUUCAUUAUAUACUUAAAACUCAUUAAUACAGUGUGAGUAUACACCAUUUAUUUGUAUAGGUACCCCUCGUUAUCCAAGGGGAUGAGGUUCCUUGAAAACCUUUCGGAUACCAAAUUUUCAGAGAGCGAAUAACAAUACAAAUGGGAAGAAUAGGGUUUACGUUACAACAAAAUGCCACUAUUAUAACUAAAAAUAAUGAAAUUGGUUUCUGAACAACAAAACAAGUCUACCUAACUAUUGUAAGGUAAUUGCUAAACUAUAUAAGACAUACUGUACUGUCCAGUUUGUAUAGCACCUUAUCAGAGGGGAGUCAAGGCUCACCACAGAGUAAUAUGAAUUUGUGAUCGGAUCAUCUUUCGGAUAAGCCAAGGAAUAAAAUUUUGGGAUACGGAACACUAGGAUAACGAGGGAUACCUUAUAUUGGAGACUGUCACUACUUAGCCUCUGUCUGUUGUACGUCUUACCAACUGAUUUCUUUUCUUAGGAAGUGGUUAUCAUCUUGGCUCCAGCAUACUGUUUAGUUUUACAAGAGAACCUGAUAUAUACAGUCUAUAUAAAGAAUAAACGACCUUCACGUGCACAAGACUUAAUGUGUUCACUGUAUUGUACGUACUUGGAGACGUUACAUAUAAUCAAACCUAAGAUCGUUAGGUAAGGUUUACCAAAGUUAAGGUAAAAUAUUUGGUUCAUGUCUGAUCUCAUAAAUUGUUAAAGGAUCAAAUAUUUCUGGUUCUAACAAAACAUUGAGAGCUGUACUGUACCCAGAUUGGUAGCCACAGCCUCUAUUGUACUGUAAUACUGUACUUCAGUUCUGAAUGUAAAGAACUGUACUGUUUUGCACACAUUGGUACAUAAGACAAUAUUAAUGUGGAAUAUAUUUCGGUUGUGGAUAUUUGUCCUGUUGUUGGUUAAGUAGGGUUUUCUUUAGACUAAUGCUAGAAGUUCAGAAGUUGAUGGAAUUGGAUGAAGCUUUGUGGAAACAUUAUUUACAAGCUGCAGUAUUAAAUAGAUAUAUAGAAACGAGAAUGUAUAGAACCUAUUAGACUUUGACCUAACUAACCUGUCUAACCCAAACUAACUUACCAGAAAGCCCUUUUAAAACACACUUAAUACACUAAAUGUUUUCUCGUUUCCAUUUAUUUAUUUACUUAUUUGUAAUUAACGCUUUUAUACAGUUUUAUCCAAUUUUAUCAUCUUAGGGUUAAUCUAAAAGAAACUCCCAAACCGAUAACCGGACAAAUAUCCAUAGCGAUAUGUUUUAUGUAUUAAAAGAAGAAUAUGAACCAAUACAUCAUAAGUAAGAUGUGAUAUGAAUAUAUUUUGUUUGACGGUCACAUUUAGUUUCAGUUAAAUAUAAUGACUUUUCCCUUGAAAUGUCACAAAUUGUCUCUUGAAUAUGACAACAGUGCCAUUUAUUUUUAAGACAGGACUUGUAGGAAAGAUUUUUAUUUUUAUUUUUCUCUCUCGAUGUAGAUAUUUGUCUGAUUGUCGGUUAGGAAGGUUUAUUUAGACUAACACCAGAAGGAAUUGAUAGAAUUGGAUGAAAUUUUGUGGAAACACUAAUUACAAUCUAUUAAAUAGAUAAAUGGAAACGAGAAUGUAUUCAGUGUCAUUAGGUGUGUUUUAAAAGGGUUGUCUCGUGAGCUAGGUAGGGUUAGGUAAGUUACUUUAGGUUAGGUCAAAUUCUAAUAAGUUCUGUGCAUUCUCGUUUACAUUUAUCUACUUAAUUGAUUGUAAUUAAUGUUUCCACAAAGUUUCAUCAAAUUCUAUCAACUUCUUCUGGUGUUACUAGAUAAACCUAACCUAACCGACGACCGGACAAAAAUCUUCAGCCUUUAUUCAUGUGUUCAUCAUAAUUUCUGAUUUCAUGCUUGGAUGUCAUAACAUUACCUGAUAAUUUUCUUUAAUAUAUAAUCAGUGAGUAAGA